AUGGAGGAAAAGCUGACUUUAGCUGGUAGUAAUCUUAGUCCUGGAGGGUGGUUGGAGCUCAACGAAUGCGACAUAGCGCCUAUUUCAGACGAUGGUAGUCUGCGUGAUGGGUCAGCUAUUGUUAGGUCCGUGAGACUUUUGGAGUCAGCAGCAGAGUCAUUUGGUAGGCCUUUCAGGUAUAUGAGUGGGCUCAAGGCCAUACUCGUCAAUGCGGGCUUCGUGAACGUUGAGCUCCUGCAAUUUAAGUGGCCUACAAAUCCAUGGCCAAAAGAACCAAGAUUCAAAGAGCUUGCUUGGUGGAUGAGCAGAAACCUGGCCACAGGAUGGGAAGGGGUGUGCCUCGCAAAUCUGACUCGAGCUCAUGGCUGGCAGAAGGAAGAGGUAGAUCUACUACUGGAAAGAUGCCGGGCAGAGUUUGAGGACCCCAAUGUCCAUGCGUACUUCUCGAUGUGA
This is a messenger RNA of Colletotrichum gloeosporioides, 453 nucleotides long. RefSeq lists its product as uncharacterized. The record is from RefSeq and is a predicted model, not a curated record. The coding region runs from base 1 to 453 and encodes 150 amino acids. The transcript has a single exon. NCBI's taxonomy places the organism in Eukaryota, Fungi, Ascomycota, Sordariomycetes, Glomerellales, Glomerellaceae.